AUGCAGCACAUGGCUGGGGGAGGCCCGAUGAUUCCUCAACAGAUGCGAAAGCCAACACCUGGCCAGUUACAGCAGAUUGUUUAUCAGAAUAUCCAACAAAACACACCACCAAUGAACGGCAUGACGUGGCAGUCGAAUUUUUCUGCCAACGAGCGAAUGGGCAAAGCAUUAGACUUAAUUUCUAAUAUCUCUCUGGCGAUGGGCGGCCUCGACUACAACCAAGCAACUAAUUUUGGUUGCCAAUUCGAGCGAGAGGUGUUUCACAAAUCACCGACUAAAGAAGCAUACGAUCAAGCCAUGCAGAAUAAAACCAUGGACUUUUUCAAGAAGCGACAGGCAAACGAGCCCACCCUUCAGAAUACCAUCAAUGCCAACGCCCAAGCACAAGCCCAUGCUCAUGCUCAAGCCCAGGCUCAGAUGGGACGUGGUGCUGGGCAGACUCCUCAGCAGGGGUUUCAACAUAUGCAACACCCCAUGCAAGCAGCCCAGAUGCCCCAACAGCAGCCUCAGCAGCCUCAACAACCACUGUUUCAGCAACAACAAAUCGCCAUGGGCAUGGCAAAUCAGGCAGGCCGCGGUAUUGGACCAAAUCAACAGGCCAUGGGCAUGCCAGGUGCUCCUAAUAGGCCUGCACUCUCAGUCGAGAUGGCGAGACUGGGACCCGCUGAUAGGACCAAGGUGAACGACCUUGCAACUAAGAUGAUGAACCAAGCUACGGAACAGCAAAGAGCCGCCACACGAUUGCAUCUGCAAUCAAGGCUUAGCGCUCAGCAGCUUGCUGAAUUCCAUGCUCAGGCGAAGGACCCUCUUCUUUGGUGGUACCAGCAUCAGGCCUUUCAAGCUCUCAAGCAGUCUUCCCUGAACAGCCGAUUUCAGCAAGGUGGCCCUGCCAACCAAACCAACCCUCAGGCCGCCAUGAUGCAGCAGCAGCAUAGCCAGCAAUCCCUCCAACAGCAGAGACAGAAUAUGAUGAGCGCUGAUCCACAGUCCAUCUCAGCUCACGAUUUUACACAGUUUACUCCCAACAUGGAGAGCAUCAAGGAUCAGCAAAUGACCGGCCUAAUGGCCCAACAGGCUGGCCAAGUAGUCGUACCAGCAAGCAAUGGCGCUGGAAGAAACGCCACCCCUCAGCCUGGAAACCAGAAUAUUCCCAAUCAGCAGGUACAGAACCAGACACCUCGCCCUGGCCAGCAGCAGCAGCAGCAACCACAACAGGCCAAGCUCAACCAGGCUGCUCAGCAGUCCCAGGCUUUGCAAGCACAGGCACAAAUGAAGUUGCAGAACCAGCAGCAAAUGGCAGGAGGCAUGGCUACAUCGCAGAGCCCAGGCAUGAACACCUUGAACACUCCGGUAACAAGGCCUGGUGGCAUCAAUCCCAUGGCGCCACAGGGCAUGGGACAAGCCGGCAUCCAGUUUGGUGACCAGCGAUUUCAUCAGGGAAUCCAAAGGCCCAACAAUGCCGCAUUUAAUGCCAUGCUUGCCAACAUGACCCCAGAACAGAGGCAAGCCAUCAAUGGCCUUCCUCAGGAGAAGCUCACCGAGGUUCUGCGUCGGUGGCAGAGCCAGCGUCAGGAGCAGAUGCGGGCAGCGAAUGGAAACCCGAUGGUGCAGGCACAGAUGGCCAACCGACCUCAGAACCAGUUUGGUCAGAUGGGACCCGGCAUGGGCCCUGGCCCUCAGAUGUCGCAAGCGAAUGCCGCUGGUGUAGGCAACCAGCAACAACCAAUGCAGAUGGGGCGUAUGGCACCGCCUCAAGGUCCCCAGCUUGCGCUCCUGAUGGACUCGAUGGAUUUGCCACCCAAUGUCGUGAACCAGCUUCCUGGCUUGCCUGUGGAAGUUAAGAAAUGGAGAGAUUUGAAGGCAUGGAUCACCCAAAACAACAACAGCAUUCAACCACAAAAUCGCAACCAACUGCUAGUUAUCCAGCAGAGGCAAUUUCAGAUGCUUAUGCAGAGGCGGGCUGGCAAUCUGCCCCAGCAACCCGGACAGGGUCUCAACAUAAAUGCAGGCAUGCCCAUGCAAAUGGCUGCUAACCAACAACCAACAAUGCAGCAACCAAUGGGCAAUAUACCGCCACAACUGCUUCAGGUAUCAGCUCAGGAGAUAAUGCAUAUUCGCAGUCAGAAGCCUGGGUUGGUCAAUGUUCCCGACGAGCAACUCCGGAAUAUGCUUCUCCAGAUGAAGAGGUCUAGCUGGCAACAGCAGCAGCAGCAGCAGCAGCUAAGAGCCCAGCAGGCUCAGGCGGCACAAGUCCAGGCCAACCAGCAGCAACCUGCUCCCAAUCACAUGGCUGUGCCUCAAGCCCCUAUGCAGCUUCAACAGCCUCCUCAACCUAAUCUCACUCCCCAGUCUCAGGCGCAGGUAAUGCCAAAUGCCAUGAGUCAGACUGCCUCAAUGCAAGCUAGCAACCAGAAGCAACAGCCAAAUACAAACCAGAAUCAGGCGCGCAACAACCAGCCUCAGCCUCCGAAGAAUCUGAAGCGCCCCAACCCAGACGACAGUGCUGAUACUGCCACCUCAAAGGCUCCUACGCCCGUCACGCGACCGGCAGCAGCACCGUCACAACCAGCCCAACAACCAAUUCAGAGGAUGGGACCAAAGUUCACGAACUUUACACCACUUACGGCUGCGCAGGAAGCGUCCUUGACUCCCGAACAGAAGGCCAGGUAUGAUCAGAUCUUGAAGAAUCACGGCAAGGUGGCAGCGGCAGCCACAGCUGCCAGCGGCGAUUCCCUCAAUCGCCUCAAGCUUAUCGGGCAAGAAGAGCAAAGACAGUUUAGUCAAGAACAGAUGGUGGAUAUUCCAAUGGGUCCUGAAGAAUAUGCGGAAACUGCGCAGAAACUGAAGCGAAUCGUCUCAGACAUGAGCAAAGUUGGACGAGGGCUAAGCAAAUGGUACGCCAUCACUCAAGAUGAUGCACGUGCCAAGAUGUUCUUUAGAACUCGACUGCGUAUUAUCAAGCAACACGUAGAUGGCGAACAGAUGGAGGCAAUGAAGGACGUCUUUAGUAUUCGCUCAUCCGAUCUGGACCAGGCCCGCGCUAUGCUUGAGAGUAUGGCCAAGGACUUGGCGGCCAGUCAGCAGGCUCAGCAGCAGGCCCAACUUCAAGCCCAACAGCAGGCUCAACAGCAGAACCAGCAGAAGAACCAGCCAGGGCACCCCGCUCCCCUGAACGCUGCCAACCUGGAGAAGAAUGCGCAGGCGUUGAAGUUGAAUCAGCAGAAACAAGCCAACAAAGCAGGUCAGGUGCCCCCUGCACCGACCACAACCCAACCGCCUUUCCCAUUCGGGGCAACUUCACCUCAUGGUAAUCCAAGUUACAUGAGCAAGCCGAAAGAUCUCAACCUGCAGCUACCACCCGCCCGCAAGAAGCAAAAGAUUGCCAGUGGACAGCAUUCUGGUCCGCCAUCUCAGGGAGCUACACCCUCGCCACAGAUUGCAAAAACUGUCUCUCCUGACAUCCGCCGCCCUCAAGGCACUCCGAAGCCCGUUAUCCUCUGCACUGAGCCCGACUGUGACAUGUCAUAUGUCGGCUUCCCCAACGAGCAAGCACUCCAGCACCACAUCGACGAAGAGCAUACUAAGCCCAAGGAGGAUCCGGUCAAAUUUUUGCAGGAGAACCUCGCUCUGGCAUUAGGUCUGGAAAUUGAUGGCAGCGUCAAAAAGGAGCAGAAGCCUGUGGAUGGCGCCCAAGCCAUGAGUGCGUCCACGUCAAAACAAGGCCACGGUUCCGGAAAUUUUGCCGGCACGCCCAUGUCCCAGGAUGGCACAGGCAUGAAGAGGUCGGUCAGCUCAAUGAGCAAAGAUGCCAAAGCCGGCAUCAAGUCGGAUACGGCCACAAAGCAUGGUGACGGCAAACAGGCCGGUGACGCUACAAUGGUGGAUCCAUGGGCCAGCUCGACCAUUGACCCUCAGACGUUACUCCAGAAUUUGGGUUUUGAAAAUGGACUACCGACCAUUGCCAAUGAGGCCAAGAUACUCAAGUUGCUCACGCCGAAGGGUACUCCAGACUCGGGCAAGGACGUUGCAAGUGAGCCUAACAGUGAUAUUUCCGAAGGUGCUGCCCUUGAUAUUUCAAUGUUUUGGCACAGCCUGGACAAAGACUAUAUUUCAGACUUCCACGCUGCCAACCAUGACGGAAGUUUACCUGAUGAAGCCCUGGCUCUUCUCCAGCCAGUUUUGUUGAAUAGACGACCGGGUGUUCCAGACUGGGACUCUAUGCAGACCGAUUUUACAAAGCCGUUUGAGUUUGAUCUGAGCCACUACUCGAUGGACUGUUGA
Messenger RNA from Trichoderma virens Gv29-8, 4281 nucleotides. RefSeq lists its product as uncharacterized. NCBI's taxonomy places the organism in Eukaryota, Fungi, Ascomycota, Sordariomycetes, Hypocreales, Hypocreaceae. Bases 1 to 4281 code for a protein of 1426 amino acids. The transcript has 6 exons. The record is from RefSeq and is a predicted model, not a curated record.